Apus apus (common swift) is the source of this 7057-nucleotide messenger RNA. RefSeq names its product bifunctional heparan sulfate N-deacetylase/N-sulfotransferase 3. Gene Ontology annotation, molecular function: deacetylase activity; heparan sulfate N-sulfotransferase activity. The transcript has 14 exons. Gene Ontology annotation, cellular component: Golgi apparatus. The record is from RefSeq and is a predicted model, not a curated record. NCBI's taxonomy places the organism in Eukaryota, Metazoa, Chordata, Aves, Apodiformes, Apodidae. The coding region runs from base 398 to 3019 and encodes 873 amino acids.
UUUUUCUUCUUUACUAGCGCUCUUAGCAUCUGCCUGCCUGGUGCGGUACCCACACCAAGCCUGCCGUUGCUUGGGCUUUUUUCCUUUCUCCUCUCAUCCCUGGCUUUUUUCUGUGCGACGCUGUUGCCCUCUAGUGUUUGCGGAUAUUAGUUGGUUGUGUUGCGGAACAAAAUCAGCCCUUGUAGUGCAGUAAUUAUUAAUAACUUCAGGUGUUCAUAGCUACCUGGAUUUCCAGAAUCCCGUGCAGAAAUUGAUUAUACCUUCUGUAAAGCUUUGUGGAAGAUAGAUGUGUGUGCUGCAAUGGUGACAUAAAUAUUUCAGAGGACUGGAACGAGUUGUUGAGAAUUUGUUUGUUUUUAACGCUGCUGUCAAGAACAAUCUAAGGCAAGUAAACAACAUGAGUUUUAUCAUGAAACUUCACAGACACUUUCAAAGAACAGUUAUUUUGCUGGCCACUUUUUGUAUGGUGAGCAUAGUUAUUUCUGCGUACUACUUGUAUACUGGCUACAAGCAGGAAAAUGAGCUUCCUGAAGUCUCUUCAGAAGUGGAAUGUGGUGAUCUUCAACUGUUGCCAUACAAGCUGAUGGAGAUGAAGACCAUGAAGCCUGUUGAUCCCCUGAGGACAGAUCUUGUAGUGCUGGUGUUUGUGGAAAGUCAGUACUCAGCAUUAGGCCAAGAUAUAAUAACCAUAUUAGAAUCUAGCAGAUUUCAGUUUCACACUGAGAUUGCACCUGGAAAAGGUGACCUCCCUGUGCUCAUAGACAAAAAUAAAGGCAAAUAUGCUCUCAUAGUGUAUGAAAAUAUUCUAAAGUAUGUGAAUAUGGACUCUUGGAACAGAGGCCUUCUAGAUAAGUACUGUAUAGAAUAUGGUGUAGGUGUUAUUGGAUUCCACAAAGGCACUGAGAACAGCUUGCAGAGUUUUCAGUUGAAGGGCUUUCCUUUCCAUGUCCACAGCAAUCUGGGUAUUAAGGACUGUUGCAUUAACCCUCAUUCCCCACUGCUCCAUGUGACUAAAUCUUCUAAGCUUGAGAAAGGUCCCUUACUUGGAAAUGACUGGGCAGUUUUCCAGAUUAAUCAUACAGCUUAUCAACCAGUGAUAUUUGCAAAAGUAAAGACACCAGAAAACCUUUCACCACCUGCUGCUAAAAGUGCUCUCUAUGCCACAGUAAUUCAUGACCUGGGGCUCCACGAUGGGAUUCAACGAGUCCUUUUUGGCAAUAACUUGAAUUUUUGGCUGCACAAGCUGAUUUUCAUAGAUGCCAUCUCUUUCCUGUCUGGAAAGAAGCUCAGACUCUCCUUGGAUAGGUAUAUUCUGGUUGACAUAGAUGACAUCUUCGUUGGGAAGGAGGGAACAAGAAUGAACACCAACGAUGUACAGGCGCUGCUUGACACUCAGAAUCUUUUGAGAGCUCAGAUUGCAAAUUUUACAUUCAACCUGGGAUUUUCAGGGAAAUUUUAUCACACAGGCACUGAGGAAGAAGAUGAAGGUGAUGAUCUCUUGUUGAGGUCGGUAGAUGAGUUUUGGUGGUUUCCCCACAUGUGGAGUCACAUGCAGCCUCACCUCUUUCACAACGAGUCAUCACUGGUGGAGCAGAUGAUCCUCAACAAAAAAUUUGCCUUAGAACAUGGUAUUCCAACUGACUUGGGCUAUGCGGUGGCUCCACACCAUUCUGGAGUCUAUCCAGUGCAUGUUCAACUUUAUGAUGCCUGGAAAAAGGUGUGGAAUAUCAGAGUUACCAGCACAGAAGAAUAUCCACAUCUGAAGCCUGCAAGGUAUAGACGAGGCUUCAUCCACAAAAAUAUCAUGGUGCUUCCUAGGCAGACUUGUGGCUUAUUCACCCACACAAUUUUCUAUAAAGAGUAUCCUGGAGGCCCAAAGGAACUAGACAAAAGCAUUCAAGGAGGAGAGUUGUUCUUCACAGUGGUUCUCAAUCCAAUCAGCAUCUUCAUGACACAUUUGUCUAAUUACGGAAACGACCGCCUGGGGUUAUACACCUUUGUGAAUCUGGCCAACUUUGUUCAUACUUGGACAAACCUGAAACUGCAAACUCUUCCUCCAGUGCAACUGGCUCACAAGUAUUUUGAACUGUUCCCUGAGCAAAAGGACCCUCUCUGGCAGAAUCCGUGUGAUGACAAACGGCACAGAGAUAUCUGGUCUAAAGAAAAAACCUGUGAUCGGUUACCAAAAUUCUUGGUUGUAGGACCCCAGAAAACUGGUACCACAGCCUUGUAUUUGUUCCUGAUCAUGCAUCCUUCCAUCAUUAGUAACUCCCCCAGCCCAAAAACCUUUGAGGAGGUACAGUUCUUUAAUAGAAAUAACUACCACAGGGGGAUUGAUUGGUACAUGGAUUUCUUCCCAACUCCUUCUAAUGUCACCACAGACUUCCUCUUUGAGAAAAGUGCCAACUAUUUCCAUUCUGAGGAAGCUCCUAAGAGAGCUGCUUCCCUCAUCCCCAAGGCCAAGAUCAUCACCAUCCUCAUUGACCCAUCCGAUCGGGCAUAUUCCUGGUAUCAGCAUCAGCGAUCGCAUGAAGAUCCUGCAGCUCUUAAAUUCAGCUUCUAUCAGGUGAUCACAGCCGGAUCUCGAGCCCCAUCUGAGCUUAGAGCUCUCCAGAAGAGAUGCCUAGCACCUGGAUGGUAUGCUACCCAUAUUGAAAGAUGGCUAACUUACUUCCCCCCGUAUCAGUUGCUAAUUAUUGAUGGACAGCAGCUGAGAGCUGACCCGUCUGCUGUAAUGGAUGAAGUACAGAAAUUUCUGGGAGUCUCUCCUCAUUAUAAUUACUCUGAAGCCCUUACGUUCGAUUCACAUAAAGGUUUCUGGUGUCAGCUGCUGGAAGAAGGAAAAACAAGGUGUCUUGGAAAGAGCAAAGGUAGAAAAUACCCUCCUAUGGAUUCUGAGUGCAGGGCUUUCCUGUCAAGCUACUACAGAGAUCACAAUGUGGAACUGUCAAAACUCCUACACAAACUGGGACAACCUCUGCCAUCGUGGCUGAGACAGGAGCUACAGAAAGUAAGAUAGCAGUGAAAAAAGGCUUUUUGAAAUCUCUCUUCCACACUUCAGUCAUCAUACCGAAAGUCUCCAGUAGCUACCUGAAGGACUUGUAAGAUAUACCUCUUUAGAAAAGUGUAAAAGAUAGAGAUUAUUUCCAUAUGCUGGCAUGUGGAUUGUGAAAAUAUAUGUGUUCCUUAGAGCUCUGGUAGGCCAAAUCUUUCUCAUAAGCAUUUCUGGGCCUGUGGACUUGUGGGACUACUGUGCACAUACGUGAAAGUUAUUUGCAGCUGAUAAAAGCUUCAGAGAUACAUGACCUGUCCAAUUUCAUGGUAAAUAUUUACAUUUUAAUAUAUCAGUUUAAAAGUAUUGUGUUUCACGUAGGUUUUGUAGCCCAUUGUUAGGCCACUGUCAGUUUUUCUUACUAUUUGAUUAUUGUCUUGCAUAAAAUAAGAAAAACGAAUGUAGCACAAAAUGCCAAGUGUAGUUCUGCCUUUGGAAUCAGCUUGCUAAUACCCAAAAUAUAUACUAAAAAGGGUGAGAAGGAUAGUUAUUAUAUAUGAUUUAGCUGUGCACAGCAAGAAAAUACACAGAGCAAAAUCUGGAAGCAACAGGCAAAAGCAAUGUAGAAGAAUCCUAAACCCAAAACAUGACCUAUGAUUAUAGCCUGUAACAACAAACCCUUACAGUGUGGUACGAGCUGGUACAAUCAUUUGUCCAUAAUUACUAUGUCUGAUUUUGUUCUGACUGAAAUGGCAAAAAAUGAAAUAUAGCCAUUAUCUGAAGAUAAAUUUAAUUGGACAUGUGAAGCAGAAAAGUUGCAGUAUAAUCCUCAUGAGCAGUAUUAUACUUGAACAGUUGUGAACCAAACCAAUGUAGUGCAAUGAACAGGCUUUCACUCCUGGCUUCAGUGAGCAGCAGAUCCAGAUACUGCACUCUGGCCUGACAUUGCUGUGAAUGAGGAGUGAAUCCACUGAAAUGAACGAAAACCUUGUAAAGAGCAGAACAAAUCCAUACUUAGAUUCCCUUAAUUUGCACCACCAUUUCCCCCCCUUAAUUUAUUUGCCUUCAAUCUAUGCUUUAUAUAUUCCAAGAUCCCUCAACCUGAUCAAAAUUGUAACAUUUUUCAGUAACCUUCUGAUUAUGUCAGCUGCGAAAAUCUAUCAGAUUUCCAGAUGAAAAUACUGGUUCUGGUUGCAGCUAUUUUACACAUGACUGGUAUUCAAUAUUAGGAAUAAGCUUUAGGGGAAAAAAUAAGCACAGUGUGUAAUCAUGGUAGAAAGUUACACUCUAAUAAUCGAAAACACAAAUAUCGAGCUUUACAUUGAAGUGAGACAUUUCAAUAAUACAUCUCACAAUGCAUCAGUUUAGAUGCAAGAUAAACUCUUAACUGAUAGUACAUAAAGUUGAGAAAGAAGAUCCAUGAAAACUCCAGAUGAGUAUGGCCUUAAUGCUUCUCCACUGAACUUUGGCUCUGGGUGUUUCUAAAGGCAAGAAGAGGCAGUGAAAACAAAUGAGAACUACAAUACUAAAUGCAGUGCUUUUUACAGUAGCUCUAAAAUGUUAUCCUAAUUUGUUUCAGGGUGAAUAGUUAAAAACAUACAUCAAAUGGUGGAAAAACUGUAUGCCUCAGUGCUGUUUUGCAACAUUUAUGGAAUCAUAUGAUUUAACUUUCAAGGUAAUGGAAUGGAAACCAGUCUCUUUAUUCCCUAAAUAGAAAACAGAUGCUGAGAUCCUUAUGUACCUCUAACUGGUCAUCUUUAUUAUUUAUUGAUUUUGUCUAUGUAAUACCUGGUUUUGAUAGGCCUGUAAAGAAAAAAAUCUAGACAAAUUUGCUGUAUAUAACAAUAUUCUUUACGCAGCACAUUUUUGCUAAGGGAAUAUGCAUGAUUAAUGGUGAGGACCUACUAGAGUAGACAUUUUUUGAGAUUAACAUCUUUAUUAUUUAUUAGACAGAUGAGAAUUUUCAUUUCACUUUAAAUAUUCACUGUCAUAUGGAUUAAUCCCCAAAGCUGACUUGUCUUAAAAAACUUCUCAUUUGCUUAAAAGAAACACUCUGGAUUCCAAAUAUCUGUAAAAACAAAUACUCUGCAUGCUAUGGACAGCUCAUGCAUCCUGCAGGCAUCUAUGUGGAUUUGUUACAACUAAAUUGAAUAAUUGGAGAAAAUACCUGGGGUUUUCAUCCUGGCAUGAUUGAUUUUUCCCUUGAUAUAACCUCAUGUAACAUCACUCAAACAUUUCUGAAAAAUCCACAGGGAUUGCACAAAGCUCCUGUUUCGUGCACUGCUGCCUCAGUUACUCCAUGUUCUUCAAGAGCAGCAAUUAUAAAAGAGAAGAAAAUAGGAAAAACUUUGGGCACUAUCAAUCAAAUGCCUGAAGUUUUUAUGGUGAGAGAGCCCUCUGCACACCAGUUGAGUGCCUCCUAUGUGCAGGAGGAAUGUUUCAGCCACGUUCAGAUUUCAUUUCUUGCUUCCAAGAACUCCCUGUCUUCUUUCUCUGGGAAAUGAAGGCCCAUGCACAACAAGAAUGAGUCAGCAGUCAAGGACAGAAUGGUCUCAUUGCUGCUCCAGAAAUUUUACAACAGAGAAGGUGACAUGUCUCAGAUCUGUGGGCUACUACUGUGAAGUCCUCUCUGAGGCAAAGGAAGGAGCCCCCUCAACUGUGGGUGAUCUGGUGAAACGGCCCAGCUGCAGUCACCAUGUAACACCAGGGGGAGCAUAAGCCCCCCACACACACAACCUUCAUCUUGUGUUCUCAGCUAAACACAAAGCUUGUCCUCCAGGAAGGAAUGACAUGGUGACUCUCAAGUCCUGAUGAGGAACAGCAGGGUGGAGUUCUUGGGUGGUCCCAAUGCCUUCACUAAUGGAAGGAACUGGGAACAAAAUAAGUUCCUAGGGAAGUCUUCAAUGGACUCCUGUACCUGAGUGGAUCACAUUAAUAAAGUGGCUUGACCUGGAACUGGGCAUCUGAUAGCACAUAAUCUUGAAUUUACGUAAAUCCAAGCUCCUGUUGAGCUGCAGCUGUUAAGCACCAGCAUCUUUAGAAAAGGUGCUGUGGGUUUAGCUUCUUGUGCUCCAGGCGGGCUUGUCACAAAGGCAACAGAGAAGUGAAGGCAAACUGCUGGUCAGCCUUGCAGUUCGGAAUUGUUGAUGUUCACUUGUUACUUGGUUAUGCACAGCUGGUCUGAAGCCACUUCUUUUUCCUUCCAGAACUAUUCUAUUUAAAUAGAUUCUCACAUUUAAUAGGCAACUUUAAAAAUUAGUAUGAUUUUUAAUGUGCUGUCAACUUGGUGAAGAAUGAAGAGUCUGAGCAAAGCACACGGACAACAGCUAGAUGUGUUACAUCCCCAGUCGUAGGAUGCACAUGAGUACAGCUGAGUAAGCAGGUCAUACAACAUUAAUUAGCUGACAGUUUAACCUUUCCUCUUCACAGCUUACCUACAGUCAGCGUUUGAUUUCCAAUAAUAGCCUGUCAGUUAUUAACACUCUUAAAAGAUACUGAUGGAUUACAAAGAAUUUGUAUUUGUCAGUCAAAGUCAGACAUUUUAUUGUGCUGGUAACAGCCAUGGUUUCUGUUCCCCUGGUAGAUAACUGCACAGGCAAUUUCUAUUACAGUUGCUUGAUUAUGUGAGCUUCACCUUUAUUUUCAUAAAUAUGAUUCUGACAUUUGCUUUCUGCAGACAUCUGUGCCAUUAAAAAUCAAUGUGUGAUUAUGAGCAGAAAGUGACCAGUGGGGGGGGAGUAAACACAGAGCCUGAUAGGAAAUCAUUUAAUUAUUUGAGCAAACAUUCCUGAAAAUACUGUGAUAUUUUCCCAGUUCUACUUGUGCAGAAAGAAUUAGUUUCAAUGAUUUGCAGACUAUCUUGUAAAUAAUAUCCUUUUUCAUUGCUUAAAAAUGUGAAACUUCCUCAGGAAGAAAUUAAAUAGAUAUUUCAAUGUUUAUAAAUGUAAUACUCUUGUCAUUCACAUUGAAUGAAAAUUUCUGGAAACAUUUUUCUCAAAAGUUUUUUUAAAUAAAAAAUAGAUAUUAUUCUGAUAGUGGCAUGGUAUCUGCAGUGCAACAAUAAAC